Messenger RNA from Teleopsis dalmanni, 1588 nucleotides. RefSeq names its product aminoacylase-1-like. The record is from RefSeq and is a predicted model, not a curated record. Gene Ontology annotation, biological process: amino acid metabolic process. The transcript has 6 exons. Gene Ontology annotation, cellular component: cytoplasm. Gene Ontology annotation, molecular function: aminoacylase activity. The coding region runs from base 140 to 1588 and encodes 482 amino acids. Lineage: Eukaryota; Metazoa; Arthropoda; Insecta; Diptera; Diopsidae.
UUUAUACACAUUUAUUUCAAAACACCAUUCAAUAGACUAAAUUUUUUGCAAAUAGAUUUUAGUAUAUAAUAUUGCGACAAUUACUAUAAUGAAUCAAUAGUUUCUAAAUUGUUCGGUAGUGCAAAAAGUCAUAAUCAAAAUGGAAUCAGAGCCCGUUUAUGACUGUAAUAAAGAAGUAGCGUAUUUACGAGAAUAUUUACAAAUAGAAAGUCAACAUCCGUAUCCUGAUUAUGGUCAUUGUGUUGAUUUUCUUAUGAAACAAUCAAUACUAAUUGGCAUACCAUUAAAUAUAUAUUAUCCAUCGAAUAAGGAAAAUCCUUUAGUUAUACUCACAUGGGAGGGUCUUAUGCCGGAUUUACCAUCAAUACUGCUAAACUCUCAUAUGGACGUUGUACCUGUAUAUCCUGAUAAGUGGUCGUAUGCACCAUUCGGUGCUGAAAUGGACAAGGAAGGUAAUAUUUAUGCCCGUGGUUCGCAAAAUAUGAAAUCUGUAGGUAUGCAGUAUUUGGCCGCUGUACGAUAUCUAAAAAAUAAUGGUGCUGUAUUUAAAAGGACUAUUCAUUUAUCAUUUGUACCAGAUUCGGAAAUGGGUGGUCGUUUUGGAAUGCGUCUAUUUGCUGCUACUCCUGAAUUUCGGGCUCUUAAUAUCGGAUUUGCUUUAGAUGAGGGUAUGCCUUCGCCAACGGAAGAGAUUCCUGUAUUUUAUGGUGAACGAAAUGUUUGGCGUAUGUUAUUUAAGUUUGUUGGUACAUCCGGGCAUGGAUCGUUUUUGUUAAAGAAUACAGUUGGAGAAAAGUUUUAUAAAUUACUUAGUUUUAUAAUGGCAAUACGGGAAGAUUCAAUAGAACAGUUAAAAAAUAAUCCAGAUCUAACUCUUGGUGACGUUAUGUCUAUUAAUAUGACUCGUGCCCAUGCUGGUGUUCAAUGUAACGUCAUACCGCCCAAUAUGAUAGCCUGUUUUGAUUUCCGUUUACCUGUCGAAAUUGAUCAUAAAGAAUUUGAAAACAGAAUAAAACAAUUUUGUGAAGAUGCAGGAGGAGAUAUCGAAUUCGAAUAUGAAUACAAAGUUCCAAAGAUCUCCCCAACAGUAGCUGAUGACAGCAAUCCAUAUUGGGCAUGUUUUAAAGCUGCAAUCGAUGAAUUAGGCCUUAAAAUAAAGCCACAAAUACAUUAUGCUGCUACUGAUAGUCGUUAUCUACGUGCAUUGGGAAUAUCAGCACUGGGAUUUACACCUCUCAACAACACUACACUUCGUUUUCAUGAUAAUGAUGAAUUUGUACCUGCAAAAGUUUUUCUAAAGGGCAUUGAUAUAUAUGUAAAACUUCUAACAGAUCUUGCAAAUUUGCCAGAAAUAAUAGAGGAAGUAAAGGAAGAAGAGAAGGAAGGAGAGAAGGAAGAAGAGGAGGAAGAAGAGAAGGAAAUAAUAAAGGAAGAAUUGGUGCCAGAAAUGAAGGCAGAAGUUAAAGAAAUGAAGGAAGAAGUGAAGGAAGAAGUGAAGGAAGAAGUAAAAGAAGAAGAGAAGGAAGAAGCGAAGGAAGAAAUGAAGGAAGAAGUAAAAGAAGAAGUAAAAGAAGAAGUGAAGGAAUAA